UCAUCUAUGGUGGGCAGAGAGGGGAGCAGAGGGCCUGGAUUCCUGAAUCUUUGGUGGCUGCAGGGUGGGAGUGAGGCCCUGGUCCUGGAGGAUAGAGGGGUGCGUCUCUCUGGGUCUGUUCCUGGCGCUGGGCCAGGUCUGAGUCACGCUGCUUGCUCCCUUCCUCCUCCCCAGCUCUCAUUCACCUCCACACUGCAGCCAAGGGAGGCCCGUCCUGGUGUGGGCUGCUGCCUGUGGCCUUGGGCAGGCAUGAGCAGAGGGGCUUGGGGUUGCCCGUCCUCCCCUACCAUGCUGGGGCUUCCCUCCCCCUUCACUGAGCCCUGGUUAAUUAUAACUCUGACCUAAGUGCCCUGUGACGUCGCGCCCAGGCCAGCCCUGCCCAGGAGACCCAGCAACCAGGUCCAUGUCUCAGCCAUGCUCCCCAUGGAGGUGCCCCAAUCCCACCCAGGCCCCUCAGCGUUGCUUCUGCUGCAGCUGCUGCUGCCCCCCACAUCUGCUUUCUUCCCCAACAUCUGGAGCCUGCUGGCUGCCCCUGGCUCCAUCACCCACCAAGACCUGACUGAGGAGGCAGCACUCAACGUCACCCUGCAGCUCUUCCUGGAGCAGCCGCCCCCAGGCCGCCCCCCUCUUCGUCUUGAGGACUUCCUGGGUCGAACACUCCUUGCCGAUGACCUCUUUGCUGCCUACUUUGGACCUGGGUCUCCUUCCCGGAGGUUCCGAGCAGCCUUAGGUGAGGUGUCUCGUGCCAAUGCAGCCCAGGACUUCCUACCAACUUCCAAAAAUGACCCCGACCUGCACUUUGAUGCUGAGCGACUGGGUCAGGGACGUGCGCGCCUGGUAGGGGCUCUGCGGGAAACCCUGGUGGCAGCCAGAGCCCUUGACCACACCCUGGCCCGCCAGUGCCUCGGGGCUGCGCUCCAUGCCCUGCAGGAUUUCUACAGUCACAGCAAUUGGGUGGAGCUGGGUGAGCAGCAGCCACACCCUCACCUCCUCUGGCCAAGGCAGGAGCUCCGAAACCUGGCACAAGUGAGCGAUCCUACCUGCUCCGAUUGCGAGGGGUUGAGCUGCCCUGGGAAUUGGCUGGGCUUCACCCUCCUCACCUCGGGUUACUUUGGAACUCAUCCCCCCAAGCCUCCAGGGAAAUGUAGCCACGGGGGCCAUUUUGACCGGAGCAGCUCCCAGCCACCUCGGGGAGGCAUCAACAAGGACAGCACAUCCCCAGGCUUCUCUCCUCACCACAUGCUGCAUCUCCAGGCUGCAAAACUGGCCCUUCUAGCCUCCAUCCAGGCCUUCAGCCUUCUUCGAAGCCGCCUGGGAGACAGGGAUUUCUCCAGGCUGCUGGACAUCACCCCAGCGUCCAGCCUGAGCUUUGUCCUGGACACCACAGGCAGCAUGGGUGAGGAGAUCAAUGCUGCCAAAAUCCAGGCUCGCCACAUUGUGGAGCAGCGCAGGGGCAGCCCCAUGGAGCCUGUCCACUAUGUCCUGGUGCCUUUUCAUGACCCAGGGUUUGGCCCUGUGUUUACAACCAGUGACCCUGACAGCUUCUGGCAACAGCUUAAUGAGAUCCAUGCCUUGGGGGGUGGAGAUGAGCCUGAGAUGUGCCUGUCAGCCCUACAGCUGGCCCUGCUGCACACACCGCCACUGUCAGACAUCUUUGUCUUCACGGAUGCCUCCCCCAAGGAUGCCUUUCUCACCAACCAGGUGGAAUCCCUGACUCAGGAGCGGCGCUGCCGGGUAACAUUCCUAGUGACUGAAGACCCAUCAAGGGUUCAGGGCCGAGCUCGGCGUGAGGUCUUGUCCCCUCUGCGUUUUGAGCCAUACAAAGCAGUGGCCCUUGCCUCGGGAGGAGAGGUGAUUUUCACCAAAGACCAGCACAUUCAGGACGUGGCAACCAUUGUUGGGGAGAGCAUGGCUGCCCUGGUGACUCUUCCCCUGGACCCUCCUGUUGUGGUGCCUGGGCAGCCACUUGUGUUCACUGUGGAUGGGCUGCUCCAGAGGAUCACAGUCCGGAUCCACGGAGACAUCAGCAGCUUCUGGAUCAAGAACCCUGCAGGGGUCUCCCAGGGCCAGGAGGAAGGCAUGGGUCCUCUAGGUCACACUCGCCGCUUUGGGCAGUUCUGGAUGGUGACCAUGGAUGACCCUCUGCAGACAGGAACCUGGGAGAUCCAGGUCACAGCUGAGGGCACCCCCGGGGUUAGAGUGCAAGCCCAUACCUCCCUGGACUUCCUCUUCCACUUUGGGAUCCCCAUGGAGGAUGGACCCCACCCUGGCCUCUAUCCCCUGACUCAGCCAGUUGCAGGUCUUCAGACCCAGCUGCUGGUAGAAGUGACAGGGCUGGGUUCCAGAGUCAAUCCCGGGGAUCCUCAGCCGCAUUUCUCCCAUGUCAUCCUUCGAGGGGUCCCCGAGGGUGCCGAACUAGGCCAGGUGCCCUUGGAGCCCGUGGGACCCCCAGAGCGAGGUCUCCUCGCAGCCUCGCUGCCGGCCACGCUGCUGUCAACCCCUAGACCCUUCUCCCUGGAGCUGAUUGGCCAGGACGGAGUGGGGCGGCGCCUGCACAGGGCUGCCCCUCAGCCUAGCACUGUGGUCCCUGUUCUUCUGGAGCUUAGCGGCCCCUCGGGUUUCUUGGCCCCGGGCAGCAAGGUCCCGCUCAGUCUCCGCGUCGCCAGCUUCUGGGGCCCUCAGGAUCUUGACCUUAGGACAUCCGUCAACCCCAGCUUCCCCCUCACCUCCAACCUCUCCAGGGCUCACUUGGAACUGAAUGAGUCCGCCUGGGGCCGCCUGUGGCUGGAGGUCCCAGACUCAGCGGCCCCAGAUUCCGUGGUGAUGGUGACUGUGACUGCCGCGGGACGAGAAGCCAGCCCAGUGCCCCCGACUCAUGCUUUCCUCCGGCUCCUGGUGCUGGCCCCAGCCCGGCAGGACCAGCUCGCUGCCCCUACCCACUCACAUGACCCUGUCUUCACCACGGCCACCCCUGCCUUUUGCCCCUUCACAUUGGUGACUCAAGGCAGGGCUGGGGCAGGGCUGUCGGGCAGCCUGUGGUGGGGCACAAUUGGAGGAGUGCUGCUUCUGCUAGGCCUGGACUCCUGGUGACACAACAGUCUCUACGGGGAUGGGUCUCCGGAACUAUUUUCAACCUGCCCCAUUGGUAAGAAGAAGUGGGACACAUUUGCCACAUAGGCCUUAGGACCUUACCUCUCCUAGAUUUUUUUUUUUGAGACGGAGUCACCAUAUUGGCCAGGCUGGUCUUGAACUCUGACCUCAUGAUCCUCCUGCCUCGGCCUCCCAAAGUGCUGGGAUUACAGACGUGAGCCAUUGUGCCUGACCAGCCACCAUGCCUGGCCUCUUUUCUUUUCUUUUUCCUUCCUUUUUUUUUGAGACGGAGUUUCACUGUUGUUACCCAGGCUGGAGUGCAAUGGCAUGAUCUCAGCUCACCGCAACCUCCGUCUCCUCGGUUCAAGCAAUUCUCCUGCCUCAGCCUCCCGAGUAGCUGGGACUACAGGCACGCGCCACCAUGCCCAGCUAAUUUUCGUAUUUUUAGUAGAGACAGGGUUUCACCAUGUUGACCAGGAUGGUCUCGAUCUCUUGACCUUGUGAUCCACCGCCUCCCAAAGUGCUGGGAUGAUAGGCGUGAGCCACCGCACCCGGACCCUUUCUUUCUCUUUAUUUUCUUUCUCUUCCUCUCUUCCUUCCUUCCUUUCUUUUCUCUCUCUCUCUCCCUCCCUUCCUUCCUUUUCUUGAGACAGAGUUUUGUUCAUGUCGCUCAAGCUGGAGUGGAAUGGCACAAUCUAGGCUCACUGCAGCCUUCACCUCCUGGGUUCAAGCGAUUCUCCUGCCUCAGCUUCCCCAGUAGCUGGGAUCACAGGUGCCCACCACUAUGUCCAGCUACUUUUUUGUAUUUUUAGUAAGAGACAGGGUUUCACCAUGUUGGCCAGGCUGGCUGGUCUUGAACCCCUGACCUCAUAUGAUCCACCUGACUUGGUUUCCCAAAGAGCUGAGAUUGCAGGUGUGAGCCACCACACCUAGCCAAUGAAGGUUUUUUUUUUUUUCUCCACAUCCCUUUCCUUUCUUAAAAACUGCAAGACUGGGGCUGAAUGCAGUGGCUCACGUCUGUAAUCCCAGUACUCUGGGAGGCUGAGGCAGGAGGAUAGCUUGAUUCCAGGAGGUCGAGGCUGCAGUAAACUGUGGUCGCAUCACUGCAGUACAGCCUGGGCAACAGUGAGAUCCUAUCUCGGAAACAAAACAAAACAGAAAACCCUGCAAGACUGGGAUAUAUGGCAAUGGAUUUUCCCACAGUGCACUUUUCCUAACCCUAUGAGAAACAAACAAAGACAUUUUUGGAGAAAGUUGCUUUCUGGAGCAGCUUCGGUUUUAUUUUUGUAUUUAAGGCUGAAGGACAGUUUCAAUAAACAUAUCGGCCAGGUGCGGUGGCUCAAGCCUGUAAUCCCAGCACUUUGGGAGGCCAAGGCGGGUGGAUCACGAGGUCAAGAGAUCAAGACCAUCCUGGUCAAAUUGGUGAAACCCCGUCUCUACUAAAGAUACAAAAAAUUAGCUGGGCAUGGUGGCGCGUGCCUGUAAUCCCAGCUACUCAGGAGGCUGGGAGGCAGGAGAAUUGCCUGAACCCAGGAGGCGGAGGUUGCGGUGAGCCGAGAUCGUGCCUUUGCACUCCAGCCUGGGUAACAAGAGUGAAACUCCGUCUCAAAAAACAAACAAACAGACAAACAAAAAACAUACCUUCUCCCCAGAGGGAUUUCAAAGAAAGACCAUUUUUGCAUUUCAUAUAGGGGAGAAUGAGGACAUGUGACACCAAGAAGAUGAAAGAAAGUUUUCAGGAGUAGAGGAGACACUUUACACCAAGAUGUCUGAACUUUAUUGACUUACUACUGGAGCCAUUUUUUAGCUGUUAAGAAGCGGAAUAAGGAGCCUGGGGCUUCUGACUCUUUCACCAGACUUAGGGGAGUGAGAGGAAGGUUUAGACAUGGGUAGGGCCUCUUGGCCCCUUAGGGCAGCCCCACUGAGCCAUCUCCUCCUUUGGCUGGGUGACUCCUUUCUGCUGCCUUGACAACUCCUGGAGGAGAGGAGAAACAGACAGGGCCUCUGGGAUCCUCCCUGCCCUGUAGGGUGUGGCUCCUGCCCUCUCCCUUGAAGUUUACCUGUUGCUGCCACAAGUUCGGCUUCCUUGGUCUUUCCUUUGAAUCCUGGGUGGUGCAGGAACUAGCCUUGUUCAGUGUACUUGGGGAGAACUGGAGGGGAAAUUUGCUGUGUUUUCUGUUAAGCCAGCACUGACCCCAACAACUCCCCUCUCUAGUCCCACUUCCCAAAAGUCUAAACUGAAAACAAUAAACUCACCUUCUCCUGAAUCAGAUUCUGCAAA
This is a messenger RNA of Callithrix jacchus (white-tufted-ear marmoset), 5371 nucleotides long. The record is from RefSeq and is a predicted model, not a curated record. Lineage: Eukaryota; Metazoa; Chordata; Mammalia; Primates; Cebidae.